GUUCUUAACCGAUACGGUCUGUUAACAAAUUUCUUCUUCUUGCUAAAACCCUUCAUGGAAGAACCACAGAAAAUGGUGGCGUUGAAGAAGGCGUACGCGGACAUAAUUUUGAACACCGCCAAGGAGGCGGCAGCGACAGUGAUGAUGUCGGAGCGCAAAGCGGUGCAUUUUGAGAUGGAUCUGAAUCGAACCAAAGACGAGGCGCUUCAUCUUCUUGUGCGUUUGAAACAGAUGAUCGACUCUAAGACAAAGGAAGCAGAGAUAACAUCCUCGACCAAACAAAGAAAGAUUGAUGAGCUUGAAGCACAACUCUGUGAGGCUGAGGAUGUUAUAACAGAUCUCAGAUCAGAAUUGAAAUGGGUUAGAGAUAAAUUGGAGAGAGUGAAAAGUAAUCAAAAGCCUCUGAAUGGACAAUUCACGGAGGUAGAUAUGUAUUGUCAUGAAAAUGUGACAGUUGAGCCAUCUCUUCCCUCUAUUUUGAGCUCAGGAUUUGCGACUGUGACUGCUUCUGACGUGGAGAAUCCAUUGAAUCAACAAAUUUUGGAUAAUAUGUCCUGCAGUGGAACUCAACAAACUGAGAAUCUAAGUGUUUCUCAGUUGGAGAACUAUGACAAUCAAAAGUCCAACUUAGCCUCCAUAAUUGUGAGAAACAAGGAACCUGAGCUAUACAAAAAUGGAUGUACUCAGAGAAUUCGUGCACUUGAAAGAAACUUGUUGACUGAGAACCUGCCUACUUUGGGAUAUGUAGACGAUCAACAUUCCCUCAUAAACAAUGAGCUGAUUAUUGAGACAAGUGAUAAGCAUGAAGAAAAACGUCCCAUACCUUCUCCUAAGUCCAAAAACAUUAACAUUACAAAGAAAUUUCCUGGAGGAGAACCAAAGAAACCUAUGAAGGUCCGUACUGUACGAAGAAGAAGGACUAGGUUUGGUAAAGCCAAAGGUAAUCUACACAGGUCUCAUGCUGGUCAGCCCAUGAAACCCUGUCACUUUUCUUCCGUUCCUUCACAUUGCAAAACAUACUCAGUCAAUGGGAACAUUAGAUCACUGUCUUCUGUCAAGGCUGGCAAUGUGAGUAAUGUGAAAAACUCUAGUGGCCUGGAUGAAAAAAUGCAGCAUAAGGGUAGCUUUAAUGAUGAUGAAAUCAUUUGCGAAUGGAAAAGAAAUGUGAAAUCGCAGAGUAGGGAUGGCCCUUCUACCUCAUUUGUGUCUCCUUGUGAUCAGCUCAUUAAACCUUUGGAGACAUCUUCUGCAGUUAACCGUGGCAUUGUUUAUUCAUUUGCUUUACGUGGUACUGUUAAAUCUGGUGAAGAUGGAUCAAAGAUAGCUGAAAAUGAAGCUAAGAUGAAGCCAUUGCCUCGAUUGGAUCCAGGAUUGACAUUAAUUAGAAGGGGUGCGGAUCCUGUAUCUGGAUCAACUAAUUUUUCUGUGAGUGUUAAGGCAGUUACUAAAUCCAGACAUGUUCCGGAUGCUUUUGACAAGGACAAGGAGCUGAGAAAUAAGCCUGCAUUGGUACAACCAGAAGGUGAUGCCAUAGAAAAUUCAAUGGUUACAUGCUCUGAGAUGAGCCCUGAGAUGCUUAAUGAAUCACCUGUACUUUCUGACUCCAAAGAUGCCAAAUUAUCUAUAGAAACUAAUGAAUCUCCUUCUAAAUCAGAUAGCAGUAAGUUUCUUAAAUACACUUUCCAGAGGAAGCGCAAGAAAGAGUCCAUGAACAACUCUGAUGUGCACACUUCUCCUGAAAAGAGCAUUGUGAAGAGGAGGGCUGCAGAGAAACAAAAUGAUGCACUGGAGCCUCAGAAAUCUAGCUUGAUCAAUGAAUCUUCUAGAGACAGUAGGCGACUGGCUCAGGUUGCCCGCCAGCUCAUAUCUUUGUCCGGUAGAAGAUGGUGACCGUGAAGCUGAUUGUCGGACAUCAUGAGCAAUCAAAGGUCCCAAACAACUCACCUCUUCAGGUUCUUGAGAAAACGCCUUAACCCGACACGCAACUGCAAGCUGCAUAAUACGAGAGAGAAAAUAUAACCAGUAAAUGCAUCUACAUUUCACUUGGAAAUUUCCUCCAUUUCCGUUACAUUCUGAUAUAUUAUCUGCCUGAUAUAUUAUCUGCCGAGUUGAUCUUCCUAGUUAGAAAAUUUAUAUAAUCUGUGAUAGUUUCUAGUUGGCUUGGUUAGAUUGGCCAACAAUUAGAAUAGAAAGUAGAAAGUAGAAACCCCAAUAAUUAUGUAAUAACCAGUUUAAAAUGGCGGCAUUAUGUUUAUAUAACUCUAGAUGAGGCUUUAGAGGUUUA
Messenger RNA from Pistacia vera, 2284 nucleotides. RefSeq lists its product as uncharacterized. Lineage: Eukaryota; Viridiplantae; Streptophyta; Magnoliopsida; Sapindales; Anacardiaceae. The transcript is spliced from 5 exons. The record is from RefSeq and is a predicted model, not a curated record. Bases 55 to 1890 code for a protein of 611 amino acids.